UCUGAAGGCAUUUCAGUAUGACUUUUUUUUUUUAAAGCUUGCUUUUGGGUGGGCUGUGGGCACCGUUCCGUUGCAACACAGGAAAGUGAAGGGGGAGGUAAUGUGACGAAGAGGAGAGACAACUGAGGUUGAAGACGCCAUCAACCACAACACAUAUUGCCCCACUGUGAUAAAGUGAGAGUGGGAUUUCCUUAAAUGUGUUGUAAUGUGUAAUGGCCUUUUGACGCCCUCUCAUACAGUUUCUGCAUUUAAAUGUCUGAGUGAUAUAUUGCUGUUAGACAGUAUCUCUCGAGUAUCAAGGGAUUUUAGACUUUUUAACUUACUUUUAAUGUCAAGUUAUUCCUUGUUGCUUAAUGUUAGCCACACAAAUUGGUCCCUCAAAUAUUGAGUGGCCAUUGUUGGUGCUUUCACUUUCUCUACAGUGUGAGUUGGUGGGUCACAGUGGAGAAUUCAGGGGGAAAUUUAUCCGCUGGCUGGGGGAGUUUCCAUUUCAGCAGAGGUGGAGUAACACUCAAGGGUUUGAGCUGCGAGUGAGGGCUUGCGGUCAUGAACAGUACAAAACUUCACAAUUUUGUUCCUGACACUUUUCUGUUCUCAACAACAACAAAGUCGUGUAGAAAUAUGAAGUUCCUGGAGCUGGGGGACUCCAUCAGUCGCUUCAGGUUUUCUCAGUCCUGUGUGGGGUUGGCAGGUUGCCUGUGUGUGUGCUACGCAAUCUGGACACCGUUCUGGCUGAAGGAGAGGGGACUCUGGACAGAGUGGAAUAACACUAAAAGUGACCAGACAAAUCGUAAAGAUGGCACUGUCUUCAGUGCCCUGGAGGCAGAGAGAGUAUUAGGAGUUAUUUCCUUCUUAAUGGCUGUGUGCACUGGUGCUCUGUGUCUGGUGUUUGCCCUCUGCUGGACAUCUGAGACGGUGCGCUCCUACUCCAACACUCGCUCUCUCCUCAUGGCAGGACAGGCCCUCUACCCCACCACACUGCUGCUACUUACCAUGGCCUCUACAGGUUUCUUCUUCCUCUUCAGCUGGUCUCUUUUCACCUAUGAGCACUGGGAAGAAAUCCGUCAACACUUCUCCACCCUCGGCUCCUCCUAUUGGCUCGGGGCAUUAGGAUGGGUCCUGCUAUUGGUCGUGGAGAUGAUAGUCUUUCUAGCUGAACAAGCUCUUGUGCCAGACAUUCUACCAGACUUAGAGAAGGCUGUGGAGUCAUGGCGAUUUCCUCUCAACUUAAGGCCGCUAAAUGCUCUUUCAGGGAUGGUUAUCACACUGGUUACAGCAAAAGCAUGAUAGCUCCAAAGAGGUAUAUGUCAACACCUUGAGUGGAGAGCAGAAAUAAGGACAUGACAGACAAAAUAAAUGUGAAUGUGUAAGUUACACAUUAACGCACACAGACUCAAUGAGAAACCAGCAAUUCCUUGCUGCUUUAUAGAUCUGUACAACCAGACUGAAUAUUGAUUAACUGUGUUUGGAGUUAAGUGUUGGCUAGAGGAAUUAAGAUCCUGAAUCCUGAAAGUCAGUAGGACUGAAGGCUCCAGUAUGGACUGAAAUAAAAUAAAAACACACUAAUGACCAGCAAUACUGGUCUAAAUACUUUAGAAACUGGGCACCAAAUGUAAGAUGAGGACUGUGUAGACAUGUGUUUGCAAAAUUUUAAAGUUCAUAAAGUUUUGUCCAGGUUUGGUCCUGGGCUAGGGACAGAUCCAGUUGUGGAGGGUUGUCAGUUUCCAGUAGAAUUUAUGUAAACAAAACACUGACACAAAACAUUCAACUACUACCUUUAACUGAAAGUUUCACUCGGUGCUGCAAUGUAGUUGUUGGAUGUUAAAAUAUUGCCAUCUUGCGACUCAACAAAAGAAAAAUAAGUUAUUUUUAAAUGUUUUAUUUGUUGAAAGGUGAGCUACAGGCUUUACUAUAUGAUGAAUAGGGACAUCACAAUUAUUGUCAAAUACUAAUGGCAAAUACAGAUUGUGUUCCUUUGUUGUUUUCAUAUAAAAGAAGAAAGAUGUCCUGUUUGCUGCUAAUAAAUAACACAAAAAUC
This is a messenger RNA of Siniperca chuatsi (mandarin fish), 2038 nucleotides long. RefSeq lists its product as uncharacterized. The record is from RefSeq and is a predicted model, not a curated record. Lineage: Eukaryota; Metazoa; Chordata; Actinopteri; Centrarchiformes; Sinipercidae. Bases 547 to 1287 code for a protein of 246 amino acids. The transcript is spliced from 5 exons.